AUGUCGCAGCAGCCUGUGAUCGACGAGGCUACCGUUGGGGCAGACGAAGGCCUUGAUACGGCGAAGACCCUGGAAACAACUCAGGUCCAAGACCAGUACAUCAAGCUCCUUCUGAAGAAGAUAGCCUUGCUUGAAGAACGCCUUUCGGCAAAUAACGACGAUGAUCGAGCGUCACAGAAGAAUGACGGCAAAUCCGAGGCACCUGUUGAAAAGAACGAUACCGAGGAAGAAGAGGAACCCCGAUACGUCAUCAUUGUAAACAAGUGGGAUCCUGACACUGGCGACUACAAAGAUGACGAGAUCACGAAAAGUAACGAGAAGAAGGAGAUAGGACCCAAACCUGAGAGUCGCAGAGCAUUUACCUUUCGCAAGUCCACCAUGUUUCGGCCUCGUUAUAACAUUGUCGAAACAGUCCUAUCAGUGGCCCAGAUCGAAGCCGAGCCAUUGCAGAGGCUGAUUGGCAAAAUAACGUCAAAGCUCGGAGCAGACGAAUUAGUCAAAAGCAUCAGCUCUCCUUUUGAUAAUCUGGUCUGGAUGUGGGCAGAAGCCGAAGAUGAAGCGAAGAAGUUUGUGGAGAGCGAGACGCCCGAGGAAAAGCAAGCCCGUGUCGACCUCCGCGAGCUUAUGCGGAUCAUCUCCACAUCUUCAGGUAUCCAACAUCUCGACCAGUACUUCAAAGAAAGAAGCCUCUUCGAUAAUGAGAGUAGCAUCUCGCACGCAGCUCUGUGGACGCUGUUCCCUCCAGGUACCCUGAUCGUCUCACACCCCUGCCUGGGUGAGCCUCAGAUCUUUACCGUCGAUUCCUGUGAUUCUUUCAUUCUACGAGAAGAUCACACCUUCGAUCUGACAUGCUUCAGCUUCGACUGGACUGGCACAGAGUUUACCAGGGUACCGUUCGAGAUAAAGAUUAGCCACUGGGGUUCCAAUCGGAAGAGCAUCGCUGAAUUACCGUUCUAUCCGCUCAAAUAUUACACUAGCCCAGAUGAACAAGACAUUUCAUCGGAUGACGCAAUCGCUCGCCUCAAGGAACGACUUGUGGCUCGGGGAGAGAAGUUUGUCAAGCUCUGUAAUCCGGGCAAAGGCAAACAAAUGUUUACAUACUCCGGUGAUGCGUACUUUCACACGGGACGUAGCUUCGUUGGGAACAAUGAUGAUGAGGGCAGGCGCCUUCGACACGAUGAUGAUACUACAUCUACCGACACCGGGGAUGGACGGAUCAGCGAGGCUCGAUACGUGCAGAGGAAGAAGAUUGAGGGCACCACGAUGGUCGAUUUCACCUCUUUCUUCGAAUACUUACCCGCGAACACUCCAAUUCUCGGAGAUCUUCCCCAGUUCCGUGGCCAACUGGAGAAUCUAUCACCCGAGAAACGCGCCAACAAGAUAUACAGAGACAUGUACAAGACUCACUGGGAUCGACACCCCUCUGGCAAACCCAUAUCGUCAGAGCAACUCAUGCAUUGUCCUCCAAGGGUCCUCGGAUACGCGCUGAAGCAGAAGAAGUGGGCGCAGCUGCUGGUAGAAAAACUCAAACCUCCUAACGAUGCUGAUGCAAGUGUCUUCCGCGACAAGUUGCAGCUCGACUCGGACUCUAAAGACCUGGUUAGAUGGUCCGUGCAAGCACAUGAACACGGGAAGGACGUCGACGCCAAGGGCGAAUCCAAGAGCUUGCAAGACUUUGCGCCGGACAAGGGUAAGGGUCUCGUCAUCAUGCUCUACGGCCAUCCCGGCGUCGGAAAAACUCUAACCGCAGAGAGUGUAGCUCUUAUGGCCGGCAAGCCUCUACUUUCCGUUGGGGUAUCUGACAUCGGGAUUGAAGGCGACAAAGUCGAAGCCAACUUGCAAAAGAUAUUCGACCUUGCAGGAAAAUGGGAGGCCGUACUCCUCUUCGAUGAGGCGGACGUCUUUCUCGAAGCGCGCGGUCGCGGGGAAAAUGAUCUGAGGCGUAAUGCCAUGGUCUCGGUACUCUUGCGCGUGCUAGAGUAUUAUGACGGCAUACUGAUCCUCACCACCAACCGCAUGAGAUCUUUUGACAUCGCUGUCCAGAGUCGCAUUCACAUUGCGAUCAAAUACGAAGAACUCAUGCAAUCGCAACAAAUUGCCAUUUUUGAAUCCUUCCUCGUGCAACUCCAAGGCAAGAAACUCGUUCAUAAUUUCGAUGACCUUAUGCGAUGGGUCGAGAAAGACAGUCGCAAACUCGGAUUCAAUGGCCGACAGAUCAGAAAUGUGGUGUCGACAGCUAUGGGGAUUGCUUUGGUGGAUAAGGAGAAUGGUGGGAAGCUGAAAAGGGAACAUCUCAUGCGCGUUGCCGAGCAGACGAAGCAGUUCAAGACUGAUUUGAUCGCUGAGGAGGAGAUGUAUAAGAGGUUGCAGAAGGGGAUUUCUUGA
This is a messenger RNA of Alternaria hordeiaustralica, 2385 nucleotides long. RefSeq lists its product as uncharacterized. NCBI's taxonomy places the organism in Eukaryota, Fungi, Ascomycota, Dothideomycetes, Pleosporales, Pleosporaceae. The record is from RefSeq and is a predicted model, not a curated record. Bases 1 to 2385 code for a protein of 794 amino acids. The transcript has 6 exons. Gene Ontology annotation, molecular function: ATP binding; ATP hydrolysis activity.